This is a messenger RNA of Eimeria tenella, 2555 nucleotides long. RefSeq lists its product as uncharacterized. The annotation marks the transcript as partial. The transcript has a single exon. Lineage: Eukaryota; Apicomplexa; Conoidasida; Eucoccidiorida; Eimeriidae. The record is from RefSeq and is a predicted model, not a curated record.
AUGGACAGUCCAAAAUACGAGAGCAGCAGCCUGGAGAGCAGCAGCGACAGCAGCAGCAGCAGCAGCAGCAGCAACAGCAGAGCCAGCAGCAGCAACAGCCUCAUUUUGAAUGAAGACAGCUAUAGUUUCACUAGCUUCACAGGCUUAGGGGCGAUGCCUGCUGCAGCAACAGCAGCAGCAACAGCAGCAGUAUCAGCCACCCCAACGACCGCUACGCCAGCUGCAGCAGCAGCAGCAGCAGCACCGAAGGAAGCAGCAGCAACUGCUGCUUCUGCUUGUGGGGAGAAACUUUUAUGUUCUCCCAGCAGCAGUCAGUUUGAGCUUGCAGCAGCAGCAGCAGCAGCAGCAGCUGGAGCAGCAGCAGCAGAAGCAGCUGCAGCAAAUGUUGUACCAGACACAGCUGCAAGCAAAGGAGCUACAGCAGCUGAAAUAGCAGCAGCAGCAGCAAUACCAAGAGCUGCAGACCCAGCAGCAGCGGGAGCGGCAGCAUAUAAUGAUGCAGAAAAGGCAGUAGCAGCAGCAGCAGCAGCGGCAUCAGCAGCAACAGCAGUGGCAGCAGCAACAGCAGAAACAGCAGCAGCAUCAGCAAGAGACGCAGCAACAUCCGACACUACAGCAGCAGUCACUGCAGCAGCAGAAGAAAAGGCAGAACUGGCAGCAAAAGCGGCAGCAGCAGCAGCAGAAUUGAAAGUGGGCUUGAUAAAGGAAGGAGCCGAGGCAGCAGCAGCAGCAGCAACGGCAGCAGCAGCAGCAGCAGCAAAAGCUCCGGCUGCAAAGGCAGAAGCAGCGGGCGCGAUAGCGGCAGCAAAAGCGGAUGAGGCAGCAGCAGAAGCAGUAAAUGCCACAGCUGCAGCAAUACAAAACUCAGCUGCAGCAGCAACAGCAGCAGCAGCGGCAGCAGAAGACCCAAGAGCAGCAGCAACAGUAGAGGCAAUCGCACAGGCACCAAAAAACCUUGAAGCUGAGGCAGCACAUGCAGCAGCAGGAGAUGUAGCAGCAGCAGAUGCAGCAGCAGCAGAUGCAGCAGCAGCAGAUGCAGCAGCGGCAGAUGCAGCAGCAGUUGAUGCAGCAGCAGAAGAGCGCGCAGCGGAAGAUGCAGCAGCAGCAGAUACAGCAGCAGCAGAUGCAGCAGCAGUACAUGCAGCAGCAGCAGGUGCAGCAGCAAAAGACGCCGCAGCGGAAGAUGCAGCAGCAGCGGAAGAUGCAGCAGCAGCAAAUGGAGCAGCAGCGGAAACAACGGCAGCGGAUGCACAGGCAGCUGAAGAAGCAGCAGCCGAUGCAACAGCAGCAAAUGAAGCAGCAGCAGCAGCAGCAGAUGCAGAAACGGCAGCAGCAGCAGCAGGAGUAGCAGCAAGAGUAAUGCACUGGGCAGCAGACGAAACGGAAGAUGGUGCAGCAGCCACAGCAGCAGCAGUAGCAGCAACGACAGCAGCAGCAGCAGCUUGUCUUCCUGCAGUUGGUAAAUUUUCUGGUGAGCAAAGCAGCGCAGCAAAAGCGCCGCCUGCAGCAGCAGCGACAGCAACAACCGCAGCAGCAGCAGCAGCAGCAGGACGAGGUUUCGAUGCUGCACCAGGAGCUGCUGAAGAACUGGGCGGCAUGCAACCUGCUGCUGAUUUUGUUGCUGCUGCUGCUGCAGAAACAGCAGCACCAGAAAAAUCCGCAGCAGCUGAGGAUCUUCCGUCUGGCAGCGCGUGGCAGCAACAAAUGCAGCAGCAGCAGCAGCAGCAGCAGCAGCGAAACCAGCCACAGCAGCAGCAAGCGAAGCAGGAGCAGCAGCAGAAGCAACUGCAACACCAACAGCAGCAGCACCUGCAGCACCAAAAGGAGCAGCAACUGCAGCACCAAAAGCAGCAGCUGCUGCUGCCUCCGAUGCUGCAGCUGCUUGUUAAGGGGACGCUGCCUCCGAGCCCCCUCUACCAUCAGCAGCAGCUUAGUGACACAGCAGCAGCAGCAGCAAGUGCAGCAGCAGCAGCAGCAAGAUCGCGGGAAGAAUUGCUCACUGCUGCUGGUUUCGACGUGUACAGCCAGAAGCAGCAGCAAUUGCAGCAGCAGCAGCAACAGCAGCAAAAGCAGCAGCAGCAACACGGCGGCUCGUGGACGCUGCUGGGAAGGAUGAGGGCACGUGCUGCAGCAGCAGCAGCAGCAGCAGAAAAGUGCAGCAGCAACUCGUGCAUGCGUCUGCUGCUGCGCACUGUUGCUGCUGCUGAAGCAACAAGGGCCGCACCUGCUGCAGCAGGAGCCCGAGACAUUGCUGCUGCUGCAGCAGCGACUACUGUUGCUGCUGCUGCACCUUCUGUUGCCGCUGCGGCUCACCAGGCUGCAGCAGCUGCUUCGAAGGAAGCAGCAGCCACGGCAGCUGCAGAGACGACAGCAGCAGCCAACGAAGCAGCAGCAGCAACAGCAGCAGCAGCAGCAGCAACUGCUGCUGCUGCUGCGUUCAAAGGAAAGUCCAAAAGGCCCUUCCGCCUGGAUGCUGCAUUUUUUGCCCCACCGUUCAUUUCAGGCAUAUGCACAGCAGCAGCAGCAGCAGCAGCAGCACCUGCAGCAGCUGCAGG